Messenger RNA from Anguilla rostrata (American eel), 1112 nucleotides. RefSeq names its product adenosine receptor A3-like. Gene Ontology annotation, biological process: G protein-coupled adenosine receptor signaling pathway. The transcript has a single exon. The annotation marks the transcript as partial. NCBI's taxonomy places the organism in Eukaryota, Metazoa, Chordata, Actinopteri, Anguilliformes, Anguillidae. Gene Ontology annotation, cellular component: dendrite; synapse; plasma membrane. Gene Ontology annotation, molecular function: G protein-coupled adenosine receptor activity. The record is from RefSeq and is a predicted model, not a curated record.
GCCAGGAGCAAGAGAACGUGUGGACUCAGGUUCUGCUGUGUUUUUGCAGAUACAAGCGCAGCUUCACGCAGAGGCGCUGCUGGGCCGUGGUGGGAGCGUGCUGGCUGCUCGCCUUUGCGUUCAGUUUCACGCCCAUGUUCGGCUGGUACAACCACCAGACCCUGGCCAAGAUGGUGGUGGAGAACUUCACCGCCAUCGUCUGCACGUUCGUGUCCGUCAUCCCCAUGACUUACCUGGUCUACUUCCAGUUCUUCGGGUGCACGCUGCUCCCCCUGCUGGUGAUGUGUGCCCUCUACGUCCACGUCUUCCGCUCCAUCUCCAAGCGACUGCAGAGGAGCCAGGCCCCGGGUGCCGAACCCCACGUGUACUACGCCAAAGAGCGGAAGCUGGCCAAGUCCCUGCUGCUGGUCGUGGUCCUCUUCGCCGUCGGCUUGUUGCCGCUGAGCCUCAUGAACUGCGUUGCGUUCUUUGGAGGCGACGUCUCUCAGGACAUCAUCUACGUCGGGAUCCUCCUCAUGCACGCCAACUCUGCCGUCAAUCCGGUCGUGUACGCCUUCAAGGUGCCGAAGAUCCGCAGUGCGUACCUGCGGGCCUGGAGGAAGUGCGCCCUCUGCUGGCAGCAGGGGGUAUCGCAGAGCCCCGACAGCAUGGACUUCAGGACCAGAAGCAAAUCCAUCGAAGACCUGACCAAGGAACGAGAUUAUUCUGAAAGUAGUCGACACACAGUCUAACUGUGUGCCCAUAUUACCAUCAAUAAGCCAUUCUGCUUACUGUUAAUCAGCACCAUUUUAAAACAUCGGGUGGGAUUCAAUCGACAUUUGUCCUUAACUUUGACUAACAAAAUCAAGAAUUAUCAUCAAUAAUUUUUGGCUGGGCCAGCCCUACAAACGCGAAUGUCUGUGACUGAGUGAGUGACUGAGUGAGUGAUGAAGUUACACCAUUGGUUAGCCAAGUUAUGAUGUCACACCAUUGGUCGGCCGGUCCAUCUAUUUUGACCUGGUCUUGAAUACUUUGUCGAGUUCAGGAAUCUCUGAAAUCUCUUACUUGCCAAACUAUAUUUGCAAAGAAAAUUUCCAACAUUUGCAAUUCCUUGUGAGUCAAAGUUAAAUCGA